Molecule: messenger RNA, 11956 nt
Organism: Erpetoichthys calabaricus (reedfish)
Lineage: Eukaryota; Metazoa; Chordata; Cladistia; Polypteriformes; Polypteridae
Gene: ppargc1b
Product: peroxisome proliferator-activated receptor gamma, coactivator 1 beta
Exons: 12
Coding region: 20-2635 (871 amino acids)
Biological process (GO): positive regulation of transcription by RNA polymerase II
Cellular component (GO): nucleus
Molecular function (GO): transcription factor binding
Source: RefSeq, a predicted model, not a curated record
GGCUCUCAUUCGCUAGAAGAUGGCGGACUGUGCCUCUCUUCUUGAUGAUGAGCUCUCCUUCUUUUACAAAUUCUUGACAGAAAAUGACGGGAGUGAGUAUGGAGAGGAGGUGGGUGGAGAACACUUGGACACAGAUUUCCCAGAAAUUGACCUGUCACAGUUAGAGUCGAGUGAUUUUGAUUCUGUCAACUGUCUUGGAGAGCUGCAGUGGUGCAGUGACCAGUCCGAAAUUUCCACGGCUGCCAGCCAUUAUCCCAAGACCGAUUCAGAGCUUUUUGAGAUAGACGAUGAUAAUGCAGCUCUGCUGGCUGCCCUCACAGAAAGUCUGGACGAGAUGGCUGAGGUGGAUGAGGUGGGGGGGUCGCCUGUGUUCCCCUCAUUGAGUGAGGGGUCUGAGGGGGAUGACGAGGAACCCCCCUCAGAAAAUGAUCCUUUUCCUUCCCCCCCCAGCCCAGAGACAGAAGACCCGUCUCUACUGAAGAAACUGCUUUUGGCUUCUUUCAAUGUGCCUCUCAAUUAUGAUACGCACAGACAAGGCAGCAUUCAUUGCCAUGGCAACAGAAGUGUCAAAUCUAGAUAUUCACGGCCUACAGUAAAGUUCAAUGGCAGCUACGAGAGAAAGUCCAAAGUCUUCCUGCCACCUAGUCGCCAGUGUACAGAGCUCCACCGACACCUUACUUCCUCGCCUGAGGCUGAAGAGCCGCCCUCGCCAUGUAGUGAUGGUGCAAGUGAUUCUGAGGAGGAGUCCUUGAGUGAGGCCGAGAUCCCCCCCUCUCCAUGUGGACUGCAGUUUCAGACAGCAGAGGAGCUGGAUUCUGUGGUAAAUCUGAUCAGGUACAUGCACCCCUACUGCCUUCCCACCCGCAAACACCCUAACCCCAACAGGAAGGAGGAGCGUGAUGGUGCAGCCUUGGCUCAGUCGGAUUGCCUUCCCUCCAGGACAACACCAGCAGAACCUACAUGGUUGAAGUCGGUUAAGCGUUCAGAAGGCGGUGGCCUUCAUCGGACAAGAUAUGCUCAAAUCAGACCAGUUGAUUCACAUUCUGUCCUCAGGGAGCUUUUAGAGACUGGUACGUCAUUUGACGUCUCUAAGCCUUACAGAAUCUGCAGCCCUCCCUACGCCACCCCUGGCUCUCCCAAACAGGGUCUACCUCAGCUCACUGUGAGAAGAGAGCAGCUCAGCAAGGCAGAGUCGCAACCAGCAAAAGUAGGCCAUGCCAGGGACUCGGUCUUGAGCAUAACGGAAGAGGGAGGGGAGCGAGAGGUUCAGAAACAAACUACAGAACCUGGAAAGGAAGCAGAAGGAGAUUCCUAUUCGGUUAGACGCUCUAGAAGACUGCUGUCCUGUCCUGGACGCUUUGCCAAAAAGCCUCGCAGAGCGUUGGGAAGACUCAAGGGUGAUAAAGCCACCACUGGAAAUCAAAGGAAGGAGCCGGCGCCAGUGAAGGCCAGCUGUCUGCAUUCCAAGGUGCCAGAAGGUCCAAAGCAUGGCUCCUUGGUUGAGAAGGAACCUGAAAGCAUGGCUCUUAAUGACACCUCAGCAAUUUUAAGCGAGAAGCGCGCCUCCUUGACUCUUCCAUUGACCUCCAAACAUGAGGGAGACACUGCCUUCCCCAGCAAACACUAUGAGCAGACACUGAGUGUGGAAUUGUGUGGAACAGCUGGCCUCACACCACCAACAACUCCACCUCACAAAACAGUAGAUGAUGACCUUUUUAAACCAGAGGUGAAAAACGACUGCCCUCAAAAAGGUUCUUGGCUGACAGUAGGGAGUGGGUUACGGUCACAGUCAAGGAAGAUUCUGGAGCAAACUGAACUGUAUGCAGAGCUGUGCCGAACAGGUACGAUGUCUGAAAAAGAAGACCAGCGACAAGAAGGCAGUGGCCAGACCGUUCAGCGUAUUUUUGGAGAUCACGACUACUGCUUGCAGAGUGCAGGGGAGCGACACAAGCGAUUGUCUGUUACCACCCUGCCUGGCGGCUGCACACAUGAGAAUGAGAAAGGCCUUAACAGUGGGCCCCAGUGGCAGUGUAGUCCACUUCCUGAGAAAUUGCACCCAUGCCAGCCAAGCCUGAGGAAUAAGAGCAACAAAUUACUGUCCCGCUCAGGAUCACCCCUGGCUCUGUCCCUCAGAAACACCAGGGAGCCUUACCUACGAUCAUCACGGGCACAAGUCUCUGGAAGUUCUACAGUGUGUUGUCAGUCUCGAUCUCCAAGUGGUCGACAAGCCUUCAGCUGUGAGAAUUCAGAGACCUGUCAUGUGGAAAAACAAAGAAACAAGACCAAUAAUGAGCGUCACAUGCUCUACGUGCAUAACUUGCGAAGCAAUGUCAAGGAGUCUGCACUUUGGCAUCGAUUUGAGGCGCAUGGAGAGCCUAAAGAGCGCAAGGUCACUGUGAAAGACAAAGAGCGAUGUCGACAAGCUGGCUCCACGCCCAAUGGCACACAAGACUCACAGACACAACAAAAGAAACGGGAAACCCCUUUCCAGAUAAGCUUUGGGGGUUUGAGAAAGUUCUGUAGAAAACGCUACAUUGACCUGGAUGAAGGUGGACCAGUACCUGUGAAGAGCAAGUAUGAUGCCAUGGACUUUGAUUCCCUUCUGAAAGAGGCCCAGAAGAGUCUGCAUCGCUGAGGGGCCUUAACAAGAGACAAGCCUCAGUACCUCAACCAGGGCACCUCUCAAUGUUUACGUGUUAAAAAUCGGGCGGUUCACUUAAAUAUAGGAAAGAAGCAAAGGACUUUGCCUCUUUUGUGUGAGAAAAGAAAAGGAAAAAAAAGUUUACAUUAAACAAAAGCUGCUUCCUACAUGUUUGUGAAGUCGUGUCAUAGUUGCCCUGUCCCAGCUUCACUGCUAUUAAACGGGCACUGCUGCGUAGCGACAUUUUUGUUUUGUUUUUUAAUUCUCUUAUUUUUAUUGUUAUUGUUAUUUUUCUGUUUUUGUCGCUAGUCCCAUUCCAUGCCACCCAACAGGGUCGUUGUGAAGUGCAUAUGUGUCAGUUUAGUGUCCGCUGGUGGAGUCACUGCUGAAUUUGCCAUCUUGAUGAGCUGCUUUACUGUUCACUAGAGUCGGAUGUUCAACUGUGUGUGUCCAUCUUGCAUACUAAGCAAGACCACCGAGAAAUGGGUUUAAAUGUCUAAUAAUUAUGUAGAAAUAUGAAAAGCAAAACACUUCCUGUUUGUAAUUUUUAGUGCUUCCUUGAUGUCAUCUAUGCAGUUGUAAUGAGGUGAUACACGUUUCCUCUUCCCUUGGUCAUUCAGCUUACACGUGCAGUGCUGGCAGUGCUCAUUGGGAACUGAGCCUGUGAGGUGAUUGUCUGUGAGAUUUGAGCAGUCAUCUUUUUGCACUUGACGCAGAAGUCGCUCUGGCACUUGUUUUGGUGCAAAAAUCGCCUUAAGCCCCAUCGCUGUCUCUGCUAAAUGAACCAAAAAAGAAAAAAAGCGAGCCUGAGACAACUGUGCGCAGCCCACCGCACAAUCGCAACGCCCAUCUGUGCCCCGACUGGCUGUCCUCAGUCGAUCAUUGCAAAGCAAUUUGUGAUUACUGAUGUUGCAGCUCUGCUCUCCUCGAACAGUGGUCUCAAGCCUCCAUCAAAAUUUGGGGGCUCGAAAGAUGGUACGUGAGUACGAACAAAAUGCAAAAGCCAGAGUCGGCCUGUGUGUCCCUAAAGAAAAGCGGCGCCGGCUGACCUGAAAUGAAAUCCGAGCAAUGUAACAAUUGGGGUCUCGUUCUUUACCAAGGUGUGACUAGGAGGUGCAGAUCCCCAUAUCGCUGUCUUACCAGAGGGAAUUUUUCUACCUCAUUUACAAUCUCUAUGUGCGUGUGUGUGUGUGUGUGUGUGUGUGUGUGUGUUUGUUAGCCUCUCUCUCCGUGUCCUCACCAAUUAUGUUUACUGAGAGGAGAAAGUGUGCAAACCAUCCUUCAGCACUUGCCUUGUUACUGAGAAUAACUGUUAUCUCAUCUACCUGUUUAACUUCUAAUAUACAUGAAUAUACAAAUAUAUAUAAAGAUAGAUACACGCGUAUAUACAUAUAUAAAUAUAUAUACACUCAUAUACUGUAUUUUGUGUGUCUUGUAUGUGCGUGUGUGUGUUUGUACGUGUCUGUGUAUCUGUAUCCUUUUGUGACGUGUCAUUUUUCCCGUAGCUCUGUGUACGACUUCAUUUUUAUUUUUAUUUUUUUGUCUUUCUUUUGUUUAUUUAUUUAUUUUUUUUGUAGUAACCAAGCUUGAAACACAGGCCAGCAGGGGUACAAGACUCGACUCCACGUGUUGAUUGUGUUCUCUGACAGACGACUCUGUCAUUUAACUUUCUCACAAGUUCCGCCCAGUUAUACGGUCAGGUGGGUCCUCACUUGUAUGAAAAUUCAUUGACAUCUCCCCCUCUUUUUUUUUUUUUUUAAUUAAUAUCCAGUUAAAAGAGAAUGGCCCCACAACAACAGAAUUAGGUGCUGCAAUGAACAAAAGUCUCCAUCAGAUCAAACUAUGUGGGGGUCCGUACUGAAGUUUCAAUUCUCACCUUUACUUUUCUGUGAGAAAAAUCGGGAGAGGUCUCUCCUACACUUUCUCACAAACUCAGAUAUGUGGAUGGAUAUUCGAGGAGUAAACCGCAAUACAAUGAUUAUAUUUUCUACAUUGAAGAACUAUCAAUAGCAAAUCAAAUCAAAUUAAUAAUAUAUUGAACAAUUAUUAUAAAAGUAAAGAUGAAUAAAUCAAACUCUGUAGUUGCAUUAAUAAAAAAGUACCACUUCUGGUUAGCGGAAAUCGCUCAAAAGUUGGUAGAAAUCUACGUUUUGUACCUAACACUUAUAUGCAAAAUUUAGUUGACCCAAGUGAAAGCAUCGUCAAGUUAUCAUGUUUACACACACAGACAGAAUUCCAAAAAUGGUAUUUUUAGACUCCGAGAGGUCUAAAACGUCGAGAUUCAUCAAUAUCUCAAAAUUGAAUUUUUGGACGAUUACAAGACUUUCCCCAUACUUCGUAUACAAGCAAGUAAAAAUGAACGUGUUUACAACUACUUCUCCUUGAGAAUGAUUAGCUGUGUAAGUACCGGGUGGCAGCAGUACUCCGAAGGCUGUGCCUGUUUGGCGUCCCCAAUUGACGGCUCUGGCGGUUAUUGUUUAUUAGGAAACUGAAGCUCAUCGGUUGUGUUACCCUAAAGAUCAGGCGGCGCGCCAGCCAUGCACUUGUACUUAGGCGUCAUACUACUGUACAGUGAGAGAACCUGCAGGUUUACAGUAUCUCGGCUACCUAAAUGUCGUACUUAUGGACUAACUUGAAAUGCGUGGCCCACGCUCGCUGUGUCAGUGUCGGUAGAGGACGAAUGGCUGCCAGAGAGAAAAAAACGAAAGACUUGGCCUUAGACGUUCAUUGGAUAGCAGAUUGUUGCGAAAUGGUGGUGUUGUGAGAGGGAUAAAGUACACACACACAUCUCCAUUGAUGAAAUGUACGUACACACGCUGCAUGAAGCCAUCAGACGAAGCUGCUAAAGAGUUCAUUUGCCGCCUGGGUGAGCUCUGCUCUUUUACACUUAAUUUGUGUGUGUUUUGGAUUCUUUUUAUCUGCAUAAAAAUAGAUCCUGGUAACAAACCGCUGGCCUCUCUGUGUACCGUCAUAGGAGGAGGAAUAACGAGUGCGUUGAUAGCUCACAAUUAAGACAGCGGCUGUACAAAAGAGUUGCACAAGCCAGCAUGUUUUCUCAGCUGCAUGGUGAUAGCUUAGGCGUGACGUGCCCAGCAGCAGUUUGGGGAGCCAUGCCAUUUCAGAUGACGUACAGCUUGGUGACAUAACGCUGUGCUCGAAUGACACUCGAACCUACACGUCACCAUCUUGGUAAAUAAAUGUAUCACCUUUCAGGGUAUCCGUUUUAAGUGACGCUGCUUCUCAGUGCUCUCGAGCCACUGGUUUCAUUGGUGCCUUGGCUGCAGUGGCCAUUUGUGCGUCUCCGUAUCUCUAAUAUACUCAUAUACUAUCGCUUUUAAUGCCAGGUUGAUCCAGCAGAGUUCUCUCAGUUACAUAGUGAGUCCUGUACUUUAGCGUGCUGGGUGGAAAUUAGGAGGACGUCUGUCUACAAUUUUUAACACAAAUGGUCACGAGAAUCUGGAAUAAAUUAACAAAGAUGAAGUAGAUCCUUAAAAAUGUCUGCUCAACAUAGUAGGAUUACUUGCCUAUUAUUUGGUAAAUGAAGAUGGUCGGUUAGGUUUCUUUUCCAAGACUCUUUGCACUUUAUUAAAAUUGCAAUAAGAAAAUCACAUUUUCUUUGUUCUCUUAGUGGGGUGUCUUUUAAAACAAACCCGUCCUGUCAUCCACUUCGAUGACGUCUCAUGCCAAUGUUCCAUCACACGACUCCAAGUCAGGCUUGCUGAUUGCUGUUGCAGUUCUCGUCGCUGUUCCAUGUCAAUUUACAUAACUGAAAAUCACUAGGCAUGUCAAAUUUAGAGACUUCUUGAUUCGCUGGGUCACUUGUGACUGCCUCUUUUUUCACGACCAAUAGAGUGCUGUCUGACGGAGCCGGUGCUGUACGAAGAGUUAACAGCUAUGGCGAUUUCAGUCACAGUCUCUGCCCUUUUCUUACUUGCAUUCUGUCGUGGUACAUAAAACACGAGACAUCAGACAGACGAGUUUCUCUUCUGUUUGUGAGAUCCAAAACACCGGAUGAGCAUUCCUUGGAGGUCAGCUGUCAUGCACACAAGGCCCAUCCUUACGAGUAAACCGAGUUGGCCAAGUUGGAGUGAGCCAUUGGGUUUGUUGGGUCAUGUGACUGGCCGUCACAGAAGGAUGCCACUGACUGCCCCCGACUCGCUAACAUUAUGUAAAUGAAGGCUACAACUGAACAUCACUGGAAACGUCCUCCGUGACAUGUGACAUGGCCUUUAGAGUCCAGUGAACUGCUCAGCUGGCAUUUGACUUUCCCUAAUCGAUGUUAGCACAACAAAUUAAUAUUUUAUAAACUCUAAAUCCAAUGUAGGGGAUUAGAAGUAAAAACAUGUUUAUUAAAAUAUACACAUUUAUUGUUGUACGAGCCAAAGUCACCAGCGUUGCCUGGGCAUAAAUAAAACAGGGUUAUACUUUAUUUUGGAAAUUUAGCACUUUGAGACAAAAAGACUUUACUUUAGGUAAAACCUCUAACCCUACCAGACGUACCAGACGCUGAAUGUACCCGUGGUCUCAGAUAAGAUUCUUUAGCUGCAACAAAUGUUUGUGCGUGCUGAUGACGAUAUCCUCGCCCCAGUGCACUCAUGCUGCCUGAUGGGAAUUGUAGUCCCCACAUCAGCACUGUUUUUUGGAGUUAUCCCCCUCCCAUUAUAACCCUCUUCCUAAUUCACUACAUUUUAAGUGAGAUCAACGGCAAGGCAUACGCAAAAUUUACUGAAAAUCAGUUCAGCCAUUUAUUUCAUGAUUAGCAAACCAACAAAGACAAAAACGAUCCAGACAACAUUAAUUUAUAUAGCACAUUUUCAUACAAAAAAAGUAGCUCCAAGUGCUUUACAUAAUGAAGAAAAGAAAAAUAAAAGACAAAGUAAGAAAUUCAAAUAAGACAACAUUAAUUAACAUAGAAUAAGAGUAAGGUCCGAUGGCCAGGGAGGACAGAAAACAGAAGACAUCCAAACGGAAACUGCUUACAAUUUCAUGUAUGUUUAUUGAUGCCUUUUAACACGGCAGGGUGAGGAUGAGGCUACGGGACUUGUGUGUUAUACAAAUGGAGCACAGGCAGGUUAAGUGAACCGCCCACAGUCACACACUGUGCCAACGUACCCUCCUGUGCCACAAAGGGCCCACGCUGAGCAGCAGCGAUACGAAGACAGACCAGCCCCAAACCUGUCUAGUCCAGUUCAGGGCCACGGGGGUCCGGAGGCUGUCUUUAAUAAGAAGGCCUUAAAGAAGCCAUCAGUGGUGACGUCCACCUUCAGCUACUAAGACGUGUUAGUUACGUGAAGCGCGACUUCAUCAUCUUCAAGUAACCAGCUACAUUAGCAAGGCCUGCUUGUUUAUUCUAACAUAAAAGUUGUCUCCCACUCAAGAGAAACUAAAACUUCUAAAAUUGUUAGAAACUUCUUAAACUUCUAAAAAUUGCUGUUUCAUUUCCAUCCAGUUGUCAGAUCUCACAAAGUAGCCUGGUGCUGAAAGUGGUACUUUUUACUCCUCACUUGUUGCGCCUCCCAGAACGUCCUCUCGUUUCUGAUGAAUCCAGCAGGUUCAUGAAACAUCUUUUUAGAACAUUAGACUGUCAUUUACGAGAACAAGCCAUUCAGUCCAACAAGCUCAUCCAUUCUAUUCACCGUGAAUGCCCAAAAUAAUAUGAAUUUGAAAUUUGAAGGUCCCUAAAGUGUCUGCCACACUACUUGGUCACUGCUUUUACGUACACUUGUGUGAAGUUUACCCCUAACAAGUUUCCACAGGUGCCCCCGUAUUCCUGUUGAAGUAACAGCUGGGGUCCACUGUACUAAUUCCUUUCAUAAAUUUCGAAACUUCACUCACGUCCCCUCUUAAACUCUGUUUGCGUACACUGAUGAGGUUCAGCUCCUUCCGUCUCUCCUCAUCGCUCAUACCACUCAGUCCUAAUCCGCCUCGUCGCUCUUCGGACUUUCUCUGGUGCUGCUGUGUCUAUUUUGGAAUAUGAAGACCAAAACUGCACACAGCACUCCGGAUGGGGCCUCCCCAGUGCGUUCUAAAGCUUAACUUCCCUGACUUGUACCCCAAACGUCGUGACAUUCUGUUAGCCUUCUUAAUGGCUUCUUGGCGUGAAGUGUGACGUAUGUAUGUGAGGUCCCCUCCAAGACGUGCACUUUAAAAAUUCUUUCAUGAAUGAAUGGGUUCUACCACUAAAACAAAAAAGAAAUUUGAAAAAUGUCCGUACUCACCAAAGUCUUUGAAAAUCUUUCCCACUUCAGUGGCACAGCGUAGCGGACUUUGAUGUAAUUAUGAGCUUGUUGAAGGCUGACACAUCAUCUGUUUCCGUUGUUUGAGUCAGACUUGAAAGAUGUUGAGUUUUCCUUCCCCAGAUGUGGCGUGACGUGAUGUUGUUCCUACCUAACUUUAUACUGGUGCUGUUUUAGCAUUAGAGAUGCGGCACUAAGCCGGAAUUCCGCUACACCCCAACUUAACUUUUAGAGGGCUGAAUAUUUUUUCCAAAAAACUCACUUUUCUGAGAACCACACACAGCCAUAGUUUCACCCAUAAAUCAACAUAAAACAUCUGUUGCUGCGUGUUGGUGUCUGCUCAGCUUCUCUGGCAGAAAUUCACGGCAGGCCGGGUGCCUGGAUGUCUUCUCGUUGCAGGUGGGCAUUGGCAUUCACAGUGCGACACAAUCUGAUUGGCACCUCUCGUCAUCAUAAGUGGCGGUCCUCCCGGGCGAAUGUUGCUGUAGGCGCACCAGCUACACAAACGUGUUCAGCACCGCAAUCAACUGGGGACCAGUGAUGCUGUUACCCCCCUUUCAAUUUGAUCUCCAUCUCCAGACUACUGACAGACAAGUCAGAGUUCGAUUCAGCGCAAUACACUAAACGUUGUCCAUUGAGGAUUUUGCUUUGUUUGGUCUCUCGUCAGAUGUCGAUGCCAUUUUAGAGGUUGUUUGCUCUUCGCUACUCAAGCACGUUCAAGGAAUCGAGGUCAAAUCAGUGAAGCAAAGAGAGUCAAAGUAAAACGUAACGGUGAGCUUUGUCGCCAUUUACAGCUGAUUACCAUCCUCUACCCCUGAAUUUCGACAAAAGUCGAUAUCCGCCCUGAAAGAGUUAAUAAUCACCGCAACACUUGCAUUGAUCGGGAGGGAUGAGGAUGAAAACGAGAGUGGCACAUACAGUACUCCCAUUGAACAUCAUUUCUAAUUUUCGCACUUAUUAGGCGUUGACCCCCUCCACGUUCUUGCUUUUGAUAAUCACAAAUGGGAUUCAUCUAACCAGCAAGAGAGAACUGACAUGGUGACAGCACUGCACUCAAGUCAGAUAUCCCUGGUGUCAGGGGGUGAGCCUCCCUCACACUGCUGCUGCUGGCGCGUGGACGGGGUUUUCCAUGUUGUCCGCACUUUAUUGUCCUCGAGUCUUUGACAGAUGCAUUUAAAGAAGACAGCUUAGUAGGCCGAGAGGCUUUACAGAAGGUUUAGAGCACAAGUCAUUUACUCAAAGGCUUCAUGGCGAGUAGAGAUUGAAGUGGUUUAAAGUCCAAUGUCCUAACCACUAGGGGGCAGCACUGCCUGUUGAGCGUAUAAAGAAAUGCCGCCCCCUUAAUUGGCUCCCACCUUAUGAACUGGCUUGUGGUGUGCUGUUCAAACACUCGUUGACCUUUAAUUCUUCUUUAGUUUUUGUGCCGAUUGUUCAUUUGAGCCAUUCGAUGUUUGCUUAGACGUCCCUGAACAACCCCAUCAUAGUGUCAGGAGGACGGGCGCUCCAUCGAUGUGUUAAAUCAGGCCUGGCUUGGGCUUGUCAUGUUGUCUACAGCGCACACUUUGUUAUCCCCAAGUAUUUAUUUAAGACCACUUAAAAGCUCAAGAUACGUUACAGUUGGCUUAAGGCAGAAGUCAUUUGUGAAAGGUUUCAUGGUGAUUAAUGAUUAAACUGACUUAAAGUUUAAUGUCCCAACCACUAGGGGGCAGCACUGCCUGUUUAGAGUAUGUUAAACUGUCUCCCCCACCACCAUCGGCUGGCUUCUCGGACACUCGCCGACCUUUCUGGAAGUAAUCCUGACACCUUGACUUCCAGUUUUAUUUCCUGUGCAGAUUGUUCUUUGGUCCGCUCGAUGUUCGCACAUCGAGUACGUCGUCCAGCGCAGUACGAGCGUCAGUUCACGUCAUUGGGGUGGGCUUGUUCUCGUCGUAGGGCGCGGUGUUUUUUUUUCUUUCCCUCCUGUUACCCGUUAGCGUACUGUGACUUACGAAACGCCACUUUGUAACGCAGCCAUAGUCGAUGUCGGGUGUGCACACGCAUGUGUGUGUUUUUUUUUGUGCACACACACAAACUACUGAAUGUGUGUAGAGGUAGCUGACUAAUUACGUCCUUUUCUUGUCCAAAGCUUUAAUGUUAUUUUUCCUUUUUUUUUUUUUUUUUUUCUCACCAUCCUGCCUGGGGUUCGACUUCAGGCGUAAGAUUUGAGCUCCGUGGACGUGGAGAUCUCCUGAGGCUCUUGUGGUUUUCCGUUUCUCCAUUUCCCCCAGUUUGAUUUGUUUACUUUGAAGAUGACCAGUGUGGUGUGAUGUAAAUUUCUGAGAGCAGAGCAGACGCCUCCAUUGUGUCCCGUGGUGGCCCCUCCGUGUCCACACAGUUGUUUGGUCCCACUCUGGAUCGCGUUGCGCCCGCGUGUGCUGCUCCUUCCAGACGGACCCGGCAGAUUUGGUUUUAUUUUUAAUUUAAUUUUAUUUUUUGGUGUCUCUGCUGUGGGGUUAUAGAUGGGUUGGGUUAAAGUGGUGUAUUGAACUUUUUGUUUCCUCCCGGUUUUCGUUUGUUUUAUCAGAUUUUUUUUUUCCUUUUUCAAACGGGCACUUGAUAUAUAUAUAUAUAUAUUUUUUGUAACUUUAAUUUAGUGUAUUUUUUGUAACUUUUAGCAGUAAAAUUGUAUAUUUUUAUGUAUGUGUGCUUUUUUAUUAUUUAUGUUGCAUGUAGCUUGAAUGUCUUUUAAUCACAUUCUUUACCCUUUUUUUGGUUUCUUUUCCUCCAUAUGUCUCUGACGUGUGAAAAAAAAAAAACGCAUUUCUGUAUUUUUGAACUUUUAAAAUUCCUCUAGUUUCAUAGAUAAUUUUACCAAAAUAGUUGAAAUUAUCUGAUGGUAAAAUAAAAAAAAAUCUAUUUUAAGUCGUGUAAAUAAUUUUAAAUGAACAAUAACUGUCUUUCUUUUAAACUAAAGAAAAUUUCUCUGGAGAGAUUGUUUACAUUAUUAAACUGUAGAAAUGUUGCGUAUAAACUGUAAAAUAAAGAAAUAAAUUUAUUCAUUGAUUUGCCUCCAAGUAAUAAAAACCCAUGUGGAAAAUAA